GUGGAGGGUGGAGCAGUUUUUAUUCAAGCUGAAUACCUCACAAUGUUUCCUCACUCAGAUUUUCAAGGGCUUGGUCUCCUGUGUCACUUGUCUGAACCAAAUUUGGUUGGUGCCCAUUGAAAGUUUUGAUUACCACUGGGGCAGCCAUGGGAUUUGGGUCAGAAAAGAAUUUGUAAAGUUUUCAGAAGUCUUCAAAUUCUCCAAAGCUGGGAGCUACAAUACCUGGGGGCCCUGGCAGUUCUAUCUAGAAGGACAAGAAUAGGUUGUCAGAAUGCUGAGGGGUUCUCCUACAAUUUCAACCAUGACUGAAGGUUGGACUUGUUGCACACAUAUUGCCAGCUGAAUUCAGGAUCCAUAGACUCACCUCUGCUCUGCUGAAAAGAAGAAAAAGCUUACAGCGAGAUUUGAACAUGGAAUUCAACCCUUCAGAUCACCCUCGGGCCAGCACAAUAUUCCUCAGCAAAUCUCAGACUGACGUGAGAGAAAAACGUAAGAGCCUCUUCAUCAACCACCAUCCUCCAGGACAGAUGGGAAGGAAGUACAGCUCCUGUUCCACUAUUUUCCUAGAUGAUAGCACAGUCAGUCAACCAAACCUCAAGUAUACAAUUAAAUGUGUAGCACUUGCAAUAUAUUAUCACAUCAAAAACAGGGACACAGAUGGAAGGAUGCUCUUAGAUAUUUUUGAUGAAAAUCUUCACCCCCUUUCGAAAUCCGAAGUGCCACCAGACUAUGACAAACACAACCCAGAACAAAAACAGAUUUACCGGUUUGUUCGGACGCUGUUCAGUGCCGCCCAGCUGACUGCUGAGUGUGCCAUUGUGACUCUGGUAUAUCUUGAAAGACUUUUAACUUAUGCAGAGAUAGAUAUCUGUCCAGCAAAUUGGAAGAGAAUUGUACUUGGAGCAAUUCUAUUAGCGUCCAAAGUUUGGGAUGACCAGGCUGUGUGGAAUGUGGAUUACUGCCAGAUCCUGAAAGACAUCACAGUAGAAGACAUGAAUGAGCUGGAGCGGCAGUUUCUUGAAUUGCUACAAUUUAACAUCAAUGUUCCUUCCAGUGUUUACGCCAAGUAUUAUUUUGAUCUUCGAUCUUUGGCAGAAGCAAAUAAUCUCAGCUUUCCCUUGGAGCCCCUCAGCAAGGAAAGGGCUCAUAAGCUUGAGGCCAUCUCUCGUCUGUGUGAGGACAAGUACAAAGACUUAAGAAGAUCUACAAGGAAGCGAUCAGCUAGUGCUGAUAAUCUGGCUGCAAUGAAGUGGUCUCCAGCUAUCAUCUCCUAACAGUGGCAUGUAGGAUAUUCUUACAAAAAUACUGUUUUCACCCCUCCAGUUUCUCUUUUGGUUUGGGAAAACACAAGACUCUGGGGUUUUUUGGUCAAAUUUUGGUUUGGUUUGGUUUUUAAUCCUUAGCUCCGUCAAGCUGCCUUUACACUGCCUCCUCACCGUGUGGCGCACAUGCAGCAACUUUUCAGUGGAAAGCUAAAUCAGUAUUUUGGAAAUCCUGUCUCAUGCCUUUUCCCCCAAUGUCAUUAACCUUUGGCGAGGGAAUGGGGGACUGAUCCUGCAGGAAGAAGAAAGGAAAGUAGUGUAGAGGCAAAAAAAAAUAUUUAAAGGAUUGUUGCCAUCUUUUUGAGAUACCAUUCUCAUCAAUAGAUAGAUACAAGAUGAAAACAAAAACAGGCGAUAAACUGUGCUCUAAGGAAACCGAGUGGCAUUGAUUUUACCUUAACCUGAAGUUUCAGCUCAAUAUGUUCUGUCGGAUCUUUUGCAUUCCUUCUAGCUGCUUUUUGGGGUUUGGGGGAUGUGGUUUUUUUGGUUCUUUUUUUUUGGUCCUGCAGAGCAGAGAAUACAGUCUGUAUCUACCAUAGCACAAACAUCCAAAUAAAUAGUAUUGGUUGUUCCUCGCUGCACUAUUCUCUGUGAGCUGUCUUCAUAGCUAUCAUCUUUCAGAAGUAUUAUGCAUCUCUUAUGUUUCUAGAUAUCUGUACUGUACUUUUCAUUUCCACCCCCACUCCCUCCAACAAUGAAAAAGUCACCUUGACCAUAGUGCUGAACCAAAAGUAUUCAAAGUGAUCCAACAUUCCUGGGCUAUUUCUUCUUAAUUUUUCCCCCACCAAAAAAAAAAAACAAAAUGGGAAUUCACACACGUGCUUGUGCCUUCCUAUGUUCUUGGAGCAUUUUUUUUUUCUCUGACCUAAAGACAGAGAUGUCAAGACACUCAGACUUUAUGGGCCAAGAGGAAGCCAAUGUGCUGCAGAAAACUAUUCGGUUGCUAUUCCCCCCAUCCUCACCUCACCUUCCUCCAAACACUUCCUUAGAUCCUUGCUCGAAUUCCCAUCACAGGAGUGGUUUUUUUGUACAGCCCACCUAAUUCAUUCCUCAGUCUCCAUUGUUGCAAGCAAUAUCCUUGUCAAUUUUUAUAUGUUUAACUUUAAAUCAAAGUUAAGUCUGUUUGUAUAAAAUUUUUUUAAAAACUUAAAAAAAAUGGGUGGGUUGGGGGAGGGUGCCACUGGGAAGAUAAUUGAAGAGAUGAAUGUUAACCUUUAUUGAGGUAUUUUUCACAGAUUGAAUUUUUAAGAAACCCACCAUCACCACCACCACUAUAAACUCAAUUUGUAUUUUUCAUUGUGGGUGCUCAGAGAAGUAUAAAUAAAAUUCAAACUGUGAAGAGGGUUGAUGUUUCAUGAAUUAUGAUUGUACCUUUUUCAUUUCCUAAUUUUUCCUGGUUUUCCUAAUGAGAUAAAGCAGAAUAUUUUAUAGUAAUAUGAAUACUGAGGGGCAGUUUGAUACAGUGGAUAGAAGGUCAGCCUAGAGUCAGGAAUCCUGGAUUCAAAUGCUGCCUCUGACAUAUACUAACCAUGAGAUCACAAACAAGUUUCUGAAUCCCUCUGUGCCUCAGGCCAACUGUUUAAUAUUAAAAGUUAGAGGUGAAUUACUGAUCUGCAUCAAUGGAGGGAAUUUCCACACCCUGAAGUUUUCCUAAGCCAGUGAAAUCACAGACCUGGACCUCUAGACAUAAAUGAUAUUAAAAUGUAUCAGGAUGGGAAGAGUGGUAAUUUUGAACUGAUGUCCAUGAGUCUGAUUCUUUGAAGCUUUUUUUUAUAUUUUUCCUCAGAUCUAACAAAAAGGAGAGAUCUAGUUUUUCCUCUUUUUUUUUUUUAAUAUCAGGGAUGUGAAUAUCAGAUUUCCUUUUUUUCUUACUUCUUUUUUGGACUUGCAAAAAUAGAAGGGUAGUCCAUUAGUUUGCUUCCCCACUUUAGUGCCCAAAGGUCAUAAACCCGAACCAUGAAUAUAUUUAUUCACACUUCUCAGUGAAACAUGCUGUUGAAAUAAAUGGCCUUCUACCAGUCAAUGUAUUGAUUCCAGACUGAAUUUUCUCUAUUUGCAGGCUCAUGUAAUUAAUCCUCUCUGUGAUCUAAUUGUUGGCCCAGAAAGAUCCACUCAGAUCUUUCUGAUCUAUCAUUUUAAAAAACAAAGAAGCAAAAAACAUACAGAAAACCCCCAACACCUCAAAAGGAAAUUCCUUUUCCCCCUGAUUUUUCCCAUUCUCUUGAGGUGAUUCCCCAACUUCUCUUUUCACAUGCAAGUUUGACUUGGAACAGAAAACAGAGCUCUGAAAAUGUAAUCAAAAGUACAAAAUGUAUUACGAAAUCUUAUCUAACUGAAAGAAUAAAUAAAGGGACAUAUUUUCGUAGCUUCUGGAAUUUUAAUACCUCUCAAGAAAAAUGAGUUCCUAUCAUAAUGUAGAUGGUCGUCGUCUUUUACCAAACCAUUUCAGAAAAAAGUUCUGUUACCUUUCUAACAGAAAUUGUAGUUUUAAUCCCUUUUAUUUGAAUGAAAGACAUAUGAACUUUGAAUUAUGUAAAUAUCUCAAUGCAUCUGCUAUAAUUUUGUGGAGUUUAUUAAAACUACUUUAAAGAUUGUAUAGUCUAUUUAUUGUAUGUAUGUACAUACAGUCUGACACUUAAAAUUUAAAGUGGAUUCCAUAAAAUUUGGCUCAGUCUCGUUUAGACUAUUGAAUAUUGUUUUAGCCUUGUGCACUGGACUCUACCUCUGUAUAGGAGAAUUUUCCAUCCUCUUUCAUUAGUACUGAUUCUGUGAUUAACUUGGUUGUUUCUUGCACUAAGGUUUUAUUUUAAAUCUGCUGUAAGUGUAGAUUUUCUAUUUUCAGUUUUGCCAUAGAAAUCAUUUGACCUGUAGGUAGAUAGUUAUUUUUGAUUUAUUUUUUUUCUACAUGAUAAUGAAAACUUGCCCUUUUUUUUGUUUCAAUUUGUUCUGUUUGCCAAAAAAAAGUACAGUACCUAUUGAUAAAUGGUAGUGACUGUAAUCUGUUUGCAAGGUGAUUUAAUACCAUACAAUUAAAACAUUACUAUUUAGGAA
Molecule: messenger RNA, 4373 nt
Organism: Monodelphis domestica (gray short-tailed opossum)
Lineage: Eukaryota; Metazoa; Chordata; Mammalia; Didelphimorphia; Didelphidae
Gene: CCNY
Product: cyclin Y
Biological process (GO): regulation of cyclin-dependent protein serine/threonine kinase activity
Molecular function (GO): protein kinase binding
Source: RefSeq, a predicted model, not a curated record